Messenger RNA from Brachypodium distachyon (stiff brome), 1001 nucleotides. RefSeq names its product lactoylglutathione lyase. NCBI's taxonomy places the organism in Eukaryota, Viridiplantae, Streptophyta, Magnoliopsida, Poales, Poaceae. Bases 59 to 769 code for a protein of 236 amino acids. The transcript has 8 exons. Gene Ontology annotation, molecular function: metal ion binding; lactoylglutathione lyase activity. The record is from RefSeq and is a predicted model, not a curated record.
CAUAAUAAUUCACCAAACUUUCCAGCUUAUCGUCUUAUAAAUAAAUCCCCCCGUUGCCAUGGCCGCCGCUUCGCUCCGCUCCACCUUCCUCUCCUCCUACCCCGCCUGCGCCCUGCGCAGCCUCUCCGCCGCGCCGCGCGCCUCCGCGUUCGCUCAACUCAAGAGAUUCGACCGGGCUCGCCGGUUCUUCCCGGCCGCAGCAGCCAUGUCGACGUCCUCGGGGACGAAGGAGGCGCCGGCCAACAACCCGGGCCUCCAGGCCGAGAUUGAUCCGGCGACCAAGGGCUACUUCAUGCAGCAAACAAUGUUCCGUGUGAAGGACCCGAAAGUAAGCCUUGACUUCUACUCGCGUGUGAUGGGCAUGUCGUUGUUAAAAAGGUUGGACUUUCCUGAUAUGAAAUUCAGCUUGUAUUUUCUUGGUUAUGAGGAUUUGUCCUCAGCCCCUGCUGAUCCUGUCAAGCGGACUGGGUGGACUUUUGGGCAAAAGGCUACGCUCGAGCUUACUCACAACUGGGGCACAGAAAGUGAUCCUGAAUUCAAAGGGUACCACAAUGGAAACUCGGACCCUCGUGGUUUCGGUCAUAUAGGGGUAACUGUGGAUGAUGUCUAUAAAGCAUGUGAGCGCUUCGAACGUCUCGGUGUAGAGUUUGUGAAAAAACCAGAUGAUGGGAAAAUGAAAGGCAUUGCGUUCAUAAAAGAUCCAGAUGGCUACUGGAUUGAAAUAUUUGACCUGACUAGAAUUGGGGAGGUGACAACUGCAGCAUCAUGAAGUAUUAGAAAACUAGUUAUCUGAGAUAAUAGAGCUCUGUCUAUCAGCAUACUUCUUUUUUGCGGGGAUCUAUCAGCAUACUUUACUGUUUAAUAAUGAGAUGUACACUAAGAUGCUUGAACUUGGAUUUUGCACUGUAUCUUUUCAGUAGCAAGAAUCUAAGUAUGAUAAUUUGGCAUACAAUAUCUUUGUAUAUACUAGCAAAGUAACCGUGCGUUGCCACGGCAGCUUC